Molecule: messenger RNA, 1176 nt
Organism: Purpureocillium lilacinum
Lineage: Eukaryota; Fungi; Ascomycota; Sordariomycetes; Hypocreales; Ophiocordycipitaceae
Source: RefSeq, a predicted model, not a curated record
AUGACGGACACCCUUCUAGCCAGCACGACACCAGGCCAAAAGGAACCGUCGGAGGUCUCGCGCUCAGCUUCAGCACCGGGUGCAUUACCCAAAGGUCGCUCGCUCAUCCAUCCCUUUCCUCUUCCGCCAGCCAUCGCCAGCCCACUCGGCCGUUUGGCCAGGGUCGGAACGCAGGCCCACCCACGCUCCUCGUCUCGCGGGGCGCUGGCGGCACGAGCACAGGGCCACAGCAGCCUCGCCGGUUUUGGCGCAUGUCUGAUCGUCGCCGUCCGAGCUGCUGGGAUGGCACGCGCUGGCUGGCACGCAGUCCCGGGGGCGGCAUGGAGACAGAGAGGCUGGCCUGGAGCUGCCGACGACGGCUUGUCGCCAGAGUUAGCGAAAGUCGUCAGUCGCGAGAGCGCCGUCUCCGCGGGCGACUUUUGUUUCCCAAUAGUGUCACCACUUCUUUUGAUCCGCUGCCUCGACCCCCCCGAACCGUCCAACCGCCACGCAACAGCAGCGUCACUCUUGACCCCACCAAGCGGCCCGCUGAGGCCGAUUCUCGAAGCUCAUCAUCCACUGACGUUUGCUGCUCACAGACGCUGCUCCUCCUCUUCUCUAGCCUCUACCCACACCCUUCUCGCCUUGCCCACCCAGCAGCCUCCGUCUCGGCGCUGCGCUGGCCAAAGUCAGGCACAGGGGGGGAUAGCAAUAUUAUUAGAGCGCCGGCCCUGCCUGCCCUCGAGCCCCAACGGAAGCCGCUCCUCCAACAUCCUCCCGUCAUCCUACACGCUUUCCCGACCACCGUCCCGCCGAAAUAAUAGACACGGGCGCGGCACGACACACUUGGACAUCGUCGGCGACAAACGAGCGGCGCAUUUCCCAGCAUCGCCUCUUGACUCUUGGGCCGCCUGUAGCCUGCGUGGUGAGCUGCGACCAGGUCACGGCACCACCUCUCACGCCACAUCCCGCCCCGAGAGCCGCCUCGCGCGCCGCCGCCCCCGUCUCGACCAACGUCACGAUCCCGGUCUUCACCCUGCGAUACCUGACACCUUGCGCUGCGCUGUAGGGCCGCACACGACUUGCCUACGGCGCGACAACCCACGCCCUCGCUGCUCAUCAUCAUUGUUUGCUUUUGACCUCUCGCUCGAGCGACUGCAAGAUCCAGUCCGCAUUUUGCGCGCUCUCCACCGGUGA